AAGUACUGUUACAGUUAGAAGCCAGUGAUUCUUCACCAUUUUCGCUUCAGUUCACUGUAAAACCUAACCAGCUGAUAGUGAAAUAGCAGGUUUUAGGUUUCUAUUGCACCAUGCAAUGCGUCGUGUUCCGUUUCUCGCUUUGACUUUCUUUUGCAGUUCCUUUGACCGUUAAUUUCUUCCCUUUCCCUGUCGUCUACAGCCUGUGGCGGUUGGCAGAUGAUAAAUGGCGCCGAAUCCAAGAGUGAUCGCGGCGUUUUCGGCAAUGGCGAAUCUCGGGAUUCAUGAAUCAAAAGUGAAACCAGUGUUGAAGAAGCUGCUUAAAUUGUAUGAUAAAAACUGGGAACUUAUUGAAGAAGAGAGUUACAGGACUCUGGCUGAUGCAAUAUUUGAGGAGGAAGAAAAUAAGUUGCUGGAGCCAGACCAGAAUAACAAAAACAAGAAGGAUGAGGAUGUGGACAACGAAGAAGCUCAUAUGCAUGAGGAGCCUUUGCGACCUUUGAAGAGGUUGCGUUUGAGAGGCCAAGAUGGUCAAUCUUCACGCCCUCUAACUAAUCGUGGCCACAUCUCAGCCGCCUUUCUGUUGAAAACUCCAAAAUUGGAAGAAGGCACAGUGCCUGAAAUUAGUUCCAGACUGCAGCCUCAAAGCAGUGCUGCAUUAUCUGAUGGAAAUGCAAGGAAUGAUGCUCCUCAUGUUCCCUUUCAAGAUGCUAUUGUCAACAGGGGAAAGCAACCUGUAUCACCUCAGGUUACACCUAGAGGGGGAAGGUCUAUGUCCGACCAUACUUCCCUUGCAGAACCACUAAAAGAGUCAGCAGCUGAACCACGAGCUGCUCCGUUGGCCAAUAACAAAAUGCUUGUUCCAUUUACUUUGAUCAAGCCCAAGGAUGAGCCUGUUGAUGAUUUUCCAGCUUGUGAGAUUCCCCUUGCUGUGAUUCCUCCUGAACCAUCAAGUGGAGGAGACUCUCUAAUGGAUGCAGCUGAAAAGCAAGAUGACCACGAUACUCUGGCAUCACAAUGCAACGAUGAAAACAUUGAGCAUGAAUAUAUUAUUUCUUCCUCAAUUGAAGAACGAACUUCUCAUGUAGAUGUAGCAUUGCCAUCUAUGGGAGAGGAACAAUGUGUAAAGAUAACACAAACUGAUGAUAUUUCAAAGGAAUCCGAGACCAAUGUCUCACCUAGCGUGAGAGGAAAUAAAGAUCCAGUCAUUGAAAACGAAAUCAGUGUCAGGUCUUCUUCAGCCUUGGCUGAACCUGAAGUUCCUAGUUCUAUACGCUGCCCAAGUGGUCAAGACGAUUCUGUACUAGCUUCCAAGAAGGUUAGGACUAAUGGUCUCUUACAAAGUAAUGGUGGGAAGGAGCCAGAGGAUCCUAUAUCUACAAAUUCAGGUACCUCAGUGGUUGUUCCAAAAUGUGAGUUUACGACUGAAAAUGAUGCAAGGGCUAUUCACGAUGUUAAUGACCUGGCAAAGGGUGAAGAAACAGUAAAUAUUUCAUGGGUGAAUAACACUACUAGUGAUCUUCCGCCACCCUUUCACUACAUACCCCAAAACCUUGUCUACCGAGAUGCUUAUGUUAAUUUUUCUCUAUCUCGUAUUGGAAAUGAGGAUUGUUGCUCAACUUGUAAGGGAAAUUGUGUAUUGUCAUCUAAACCAUGUCGUUGUACAAAUAAAACUGGGGGUGAAUUUGCUUUUACGGCACAUGGCCUACUAAAGGAAGCUUUCUUGGAAGAGUGUAUUGCCAUUAACCGUAAUUCCAAAAAUUAUUUCUAUUGCAAAGCCUGUCCAUUCGAACAAUCAAAGAAUGAUGAUUGUUUGGAACCAUGUAAAGGACACCUAAAGCAGAAGUUUAUUAAAGAGUGCUGGAGCAAAUGUGGCUGUGCAAAACAUUGUGGCAAUCGGGUUGUCCAGCGUGGAAUAAGUUGCAAGUUGCAGGUGUUUUUAACUUCAGACGGAAAAGGGUGGGGUCUUCGUACCUUAGAGGAUCUUCCAAAAGGCACCUUUGUGUGUGAGUUUGUUGGGGAAAUUUUAACUGUCACAGAGUUGCACGAGAGGAACAUGAAAAAUCCAAAAGGUGGGAAAUAUACAUUUCCAGUUUUAUUGGAUGCAGAUUGGGACUUAGGAGAUGUGAAGGAUAGGGAAGCUCUUUGCUUAUAUGCGGCAUCAUAUGGAAAUGUUGCUAGAUUUAUUAAUCACAGAUGCUUGGAUGCAAAUUUAAUUCAGAUCCCAGUUGAAGUCGAGUGCCCAACUCAUCAGUACUAUCAUUUUGCGUUCUUUGCAACCAGAAAAAUAGCAGCACAGGAAGAACUCACUUGGGAUUAUGGCAUCAACUUUGAUGAUCACGAUGAGUGUGUUGAGCUUUUCCAGUGCAGAUGUGGCAGUAAAUUCUGCAGGAAUAUUAAGCGAUCACAUAGAUCCAUCAGAUCGACAGUUGCAUGCUGACCAUUUCUGCCAAACCGAUUUUGUGUAUAAUGAUGCAAUUAAUAGUAACCGAGUUCCAACCAACUGAAUUAGUCAUUUUUGUAUACAUUUCAUUGUUUUUCUUGGAGGUUGGAUAAUAGUUACUAUUCACUGGCUUCUGAAAACUGCAGUCAUUGCCCAGAAAAAGUAAGAAAAGAAACAGCCUUUAGGCAUUAAUAAUUUCGUCCAAGUUUAUGUAUGCUAAAUGCAUGACGGAUUCAAUGGUUACAGUAAUACUUUUAUAUAGAUCAAUUUCAUUUCAUU
Messenger RNA from Vigna umbellata (rice bean), 2719 nucleotides. RefSeq names its product putative inactive histone-lysine N-methyltransferase SUVR2. Gene Ontology annotation, molecular function: protein binding; histone methyltransferase activity; zinc ion binding. The record is from RefSeq and is a predicted model, not a curated record. NCBI's taxonomy places the organism in Eukaryota, Viridiplantae, Streptophyta, Magnoliopsida, Fabales, Fabaceae. Gene Ontology annotation, cellular component: nucleus.